This is a messenger RNA of Rhopilema esculentum, 1119 nucleotides long. RefSeq lists its product as uncharacterized. The record is from RefSeq and is a predicted model, not a curated record. Lineage: Eukaryota; Metazoa; Cnidaria; Scyphozoa; Rhizostomeae; Rhizostomatidae.
CUUCACGAACCAAAAAGAGGAAGUUCGUUCAGAAAGAUGUUCGAAUUUGUUGGUCGCUGUUUUCACAGUAAUAUAUGGGGAUUCUGUUCGAGGAAAUCAAAAUAUGUUGGAUUUAGAGACGAAGAACGCCGCCAGAAACAAGUGAGCCUUGAUCCUCGAUUAGACCCUGCUUGGGAUGCAGAUGUAGAUGCCCUCAAUGAAAUGGAGUACAACUUAGUUGCUGAGCAACCAAAAGGAAUCAAAUUAGAACUACAUGAUCCAGAUACAAUAGAAUCACCAAGAGAAAAGGAAUCUGAUGAAGAAGAGAAGACUCCUAGCAAAGCUGACUGGGGUGAUAAACUAACACCACAUGCCUUGGACAUAGUCAAUCAGAAUGAAAUGUCAGACUUGAUUCCUGAAGAUAAAUCUGACAGUGCUUCAAGUUCAUAGCAUGAAUUUAUUCAACUAUGGUAAACAUUUAUUUAACACAACACAUAAAAACUAAGAUUUAUUAAUUUUAAUCCAGAUAAUUAUUCUAAAGGUAAAGCAACACAAAGUCAAUUUUUGCACCAAUUGUUUCAUAAGCUGUUUGGUUUUUGUUUUGUAUGGACCUGGUUUUCUGAUGAAACCAAAUUAAUUUUAGAGUUUCUCAAAUAGAUUUUCCAUUUAAUCACAAUUUUUUGCCAAUUUAAAUUACUGAUUUUGCGUGUUGCCAAUUUGCUGUUGAUAAAAGAGUCAACGUUAAAAAUUGAAUUCUGAAGAUCAUACACUGUUUCAAUUACCUUACAUUACAUUAAAAGGAAUAUUUUUGAAUUACAAAAAAGUUCAACAAGAUACAAGUAUUAUAACUUAACUUUUUAAGGUAAUAAAAACAUUCAGAAGCAUAUAUGCUUUCCACACAUUAUAUUAACUUUCCAAGUCAACUUUAGAAAUUUUGCAUUAAAGUUUAAUGAAUUUUUUUUGUACUAUUCAUUCACUUUAAAUUUGGAAUGGAUUGUAAAUAAUUAAUUAGUCUGGGUUUUGCAAAUGUAUAAAUUAUCUAUAAAUAUGCUGGAGCAGUAUGGCAUUCUUCAUUAGAGCUAGUUUACAUGUGAGUCAAUGCAUCAUUCUGUGAUUAAACAAAGGACUGCUGUUAAAGAA